Molecule: messenger RNA, 1713 nt
Organism: Caenorhabditis sp. 36 PRJEB53466
Lineage: Eukaryota; Metazoa; Nematoda; Chromadorea; Rhabditida; Rhabditidae
Source: the annotation of a GenBank genome assembly
AUGAUUCCAAGAUCAUCAACUAGCAGAUGGUUUUCGAAUAAUGCGAGAAAAUCGCAGAAAAAAGUAAUUUUUUGUGCUGUUUGGCAAUUUUUCCCCAAAAAAGGGUUUCAGGUGGAUUGUGCCGUUUACGGGUGCGGAUUGUCGGCCUCCGGCGCGUUGGCCAUUCCCAAAUUGGUGCAAAGUGCCUCUGGACGUGCGUGAUAAUCGAGUUUAGGCCCAAUUAGCCCCAAAUUUGCAGCCGACGGCGAAAUGGGCUCAAAAGAGACGGAGCGGCCGAAGCGCAUUCCGUUCUUCAACACUUUCGGCGUUCGCCACGUGGCUUCCGGCUUCGGCUUUUCGCUUUUCGCGUCCGACACGAAAUUGUGGGGCGCCGGCAUCAAUAAUCGGUAUUUUGCUCGACAAAUUUCCACAAAAACCGUGUCCAGGUUGCAGAUUGGCGGCCAUUUAAGCAGUCCGUCGCAGCCAGUCCAGGAUUAUUACAUUUCGGCGAAGAAGAUCAAUAUUCCGUGCGGGCGCAUCGUGGGAAUCAGCUCGGGAAGGGCUCACUCACUGAUUCUCACCGACGUGGGCGUCUUCUGCAUCGGCGACAAUAACUUCGGGCAGUGCGGAAGAGAUCCGCAAGAGUUUCCGCGAGUCGUCGGCGUUCCCGAACAUCCGUUACAACCGAUCCUCACGGAGUUUCCGAUUAAAUCGGUCCACUGCUCCCUGGACACCUCUUUUCUGCUCGAUUCCGAAGGGACUGUCUGGAGCUUCGGGCUGAAUGAGGACGGGCAGUGCGCGAACGGCCGGUACGGAAUCGAAUGGACGCCGCAAAAAGUUGGCGGAGACUUGGAGGGAGUGAGAGUGAAAGAAGUGUCCGGAAGCACGGACACUCUGCUCGCGGUUUCCGAGCAAGGAGAACUGUUCGUUUGGGGACAGACCGAGUACGGACAGGCCUGCGGAGCAUCCGAUCUCAUUCAGGUACACUCACAGUUUACGAAUUUCAAUGCUCCUUUUCUAAAAAUUCACAUUUUGCGCCGAAAAAUAUUUUUUGUUGUAAAUAUCGUUGGCAAUUCUAUUUGUGCUCUCUUCGUACUUCUGAUUAUUGAAUAGAAGCGUUUGCUUUUUGGAAAACCCUUUUUUUUUAGACUUUUGGUUCAAUUUUCCACUAGGCCCAAGCCAAAACUAGUAAUCGUGCAAAGACCGAGUCCGGUCGGAUAAUAACUGAAACCCUUAAAAUUGCAGCUCAACACGGCGCGUUCGCUCUCGAUCUCCUCGUCAAUCGGUCCGAUUUCCUCAGCGGCCACCACCCAAUCCUCUGUGAUCGUCGGAAAUGUCCGGGGCGAAGUGUACGUGUGGGGCGUCGGAGUGCUCGGAAUGGGUCCCGAUGUGGAUCGGCUCAAAGCGCCCACCCUCAUGGAUCAGCCUCUGUUCGACGGAAAAAAGGUACAAAGUUUGAGUGAAUUUGUUGGAGAAAAAGCUACUUUUUUCUCAGUAAAACACUCAAAAUAUCAUGGAAUUUUCGCACUUUUUCAGGUCGUUUCGGUGUUCGCCGGAAACAGCUGCAUGUCGGCGCUCAACUGCUCGGAGCGUCUGUUCGUUUGGGGCGAGAAUCGGUUCUCGAGUCUCGGCCUCGGCCAUUCAAAACGCCAGCUCUUCCCCUAUCAACUCUUCUUGCCCGGAGACGUCAAAACCGCCGCCCUUGGCCCCGAUCAUUCGCUUUUUCUCGUCUAA